Messenger RNA from Thermochaetoides thermophila DSM 1495, 474 nucleotides. RefSeq lists its product as uncharacterized. The record is from RefSeq and is a predicted model, not a curated record. The transcript is spliced from 3 exons. The coding region runs from base 1 to 474 and encodes 157 amino acids. Lineage: Eukaryota; Fungi; Ascomycota; Sordariomycetes; Sordariales; Chaetomiaceae.
AUGGAUAAAAGAAAGGGAGCGCCAACAGUCAAAAGGGCCUUUACCUCUCAACCUCAAAGCUUCAGACAACGCAUGCGACGGCAACAAUGCGACGAAUCUUCCGAUCAGACCGCGGCAGACACACAGGCGACGCGCCGUUCGAUCGGCUGGGAGGAGGAUCGGCGAGACGCUUUUCGUCGCGUUAGGUCGCGCGCGGGGAAACCGGUCAACGGCGUUGUCUUCGGAAGAUGCAAACGGGAUGAUGAAGUCCUGACGUCGAGGAUGCGGCUCUGCACCCCUAAGAUCUGGGGAAAGCGUCCCAGCUCGGGCGGCUGGGGCCGUGGACGUUUCACGCACUUGGAGCUUGCGUUCUGGGGAGGGCUGGUGUCCCAUCUCACGCAUCCUACACGGGCAGCAGCAAAGCACAGCAGCACAGCGAGCAGCACAGAUACGGCUGGCCGCGGCUCGUUACUCGUCCCGUUGGAUUAUCACUGA